Messenger RNA from Biomphalaria glabrata, 4257 nucleotides. RefSeq names its product regulator of telomere elongation helicase 1-like. Bases 479 to 4171 code for a protein of 1230 amino acids. The transcript is spliced from 38 exons. Gene Ontology annotation, cellular component: nucleus. Gene Ontology annotation, biological process: DNA recombination; regulation of double-strand break repair via homologous recombination; negative regulation of t-circle formation. The record is from RefSeq and is a predicted model, not a curated record. NCBI's taxonomy places the organism in Eukaryota, Metazoa, Mollusca, Gastropoda, Planorbidae. Gene Ontology annotation, molecular function: hydrolase activity, acting on acid anhydrides, in phosphorus-containing anhydrides; DNA polymerase binding; ATP binding.
AUCUAAAUGAAAUUAUUAUUCUAGAUCUAAUUGAUCUUAUUAUUAGAUCUGGAUCUAAAUGUAGACUUAAGACUAGAAUCUAGAUCUCGGAUUUACUCUAUCUAGGGUGUAAUUUUCCUGCGCAUCCAAAACGAUCAGAUUUUCAAUGGGUUUCUAUUGACGUAUAUAAAUUGAAUAACGGGAGACCAUACAGUUGAGGUCACGUCAGUAUGUCAUCAUACGUGCGGAUAGACAGCUGCCAAAUAAUUGACCUGAAAAACUAUGGGCCUUUGAUGGGAAGUUUUGCAGAAGUUUUACCAAUAUAUCUUCGUCUAUGCAGUUAGAUCUAGAUCUUAAUUAUUUUGCUUGUUUAAACAUAAUAUGCUUCUUCUUAUGGAGAUUUUAACAUGCUUAUGUAACAGAGGGCCUUUUAUUCAUUUGAAAAUGUGGAAGGAUGUAUUGAAAUACUGAGAUAGGUCAAUAAAACAAUUUCUAAAAAAUGCCACUGCUGGAUCUCAAUGGAGUGCAAGUUAGUUUUCCAUUCACACCUUAUCCUUGCCAGAUUGAUUACAUGUCCAAAGUUUUAACUUGUCUACAGAAGAAUCAAAAUGGUGUUCUUGAAAGUCCUACAGGCACUGGUAAGACCUUAUCACUUCUUUGUGCUUCACUUGCCUGGCAAGAGAGUCACAAAGCACAGGUGGAAUUAAAUAAACAAACUGGCUUGGCUGCUGCAUUAUCCUCUAGCACCCUUCAAAGUGUUGACCUUAAUAAAAUAAGCCAAAGUCUUCAGACGGCCACUGGUUCCAGCUGGGGGAGUAGUGAAUUUCUUGUGCCAAGAAUAAUUUAUGCCUCCAGAACUCACUCCCAGCUCUCACAGGCAGUCCAGGAACUUAAAAGAACGGCUUACAGCCAUGUCAAGUCUUCAGUAAUUGGUUCCAGGGAGCAGCUGUGCAUACAUCAGCAAGUCCAGAAGUUGACAAACAAUACUGCUAAAGUACAUAUGUGUAGAGCUAAAGUCACUGCCAGAAAUUGUCACUUUUAUAACAAUAUUGAAGAAUUCAAAAAGAAAAGUGAGGUGCGUAAAGUAUUGGGCAGUGUAGUGGACAUUGAGGAUUUGGUUAAAACUGGACACAAGACUAAAACUUGUCCUUAUUACAUGGCUCGUGAGCUGAAGUCAGACUCUGAUAUAGUCUUUAUGCCCUAUAACUAUUUACUGGACCAAAAGUCUAGAAAAGCUCAUGGUGUGGAACUCCAAGGAAGUAUUAUCAUCUUUGAUGAAGCUCACAAUUUGGAGAAAAUUUGUGAGGAGUCAGCUUCAUUUGACUUGAGUUCACUUGAUAUUGCUACAGCUAUUGAGGAAACCACAAAGCUGGCAGAAAAAAUUGCACAGCUAAGUGGAACUGAAGCUGAGUUUUCCCAGGUAGAGGCUUCUGCUAUAUUGCCUGACUUUAACUUGGAAGAUAUCAUCCGUUUAAAGAAGACUCUUCUGGAGAUUGAAGAGAAGUUGGACACCAUAGAGGUUACUACAUCAGGGAAAACAUUACCUGGCAGCUUCAUUUUUGAAUUUCUGUCCCAAGUAAAUAUAACUUGGUCAACUAAGAAUUCUUUGAUAGAUGUUUUAGAUCAAAUGACAUCUUUCCUGUCAAAUGAUGAGGGCAAUUCUCUGCUACAUACAAAAGGUUCAGGGCUGUCAAAAAUUUCUGAUUGUCUAAAGAUUGUAUUCAAUCAAGAACCAAAUGAGUCUAUGUCUGUGUCUAGUCACCAAACAAUUUUAUCUCAACAUUUUAGAGUUUUUAUUCAAAAGAAGGAACCAAACAAUAAUUUCAAGAAAAAAAUUGACUCCUGGGUUACAACCAAUGAUGAACAAGAUAAAAAAGUGGAGCGUGUCUUGAGUUACUGGUGCUUUAGCCCUGGUCACACAAUGAAAGAUCUCUUAGCACAUGGGGUGAAGGUCAUUAUCUUAACCAGUGGCACAUUGUCACCGCUUGAGUCUUUUACAAUGGAGAUGCAGAUUCCUUUCCCAGUUCAAUUAGAGAAUCCUCAUGUCAUAGACACAAAUCAAGUUUGGCUGGGAGCACUUUGUAAAGGACCUGAUGGAGCAGUUCUCAACUCAGAGUAUAAAAACAGGUCAACUGAAGAGUACCAGAAUUCUCUUGGAAAUUCUAUCGUCAAUUUUGCAAGGGUUGUUCCUAAUGGACUUUUAAUCUUUUUCCCAUCUUACCCUUUGAUGGAUCAGUGUGUUGAGAAAUGGAAAAGGUCCAAUGUGUGGAACAAUAUCUCCCAGUACAAACCUAUUGUUGUUGAGCCAAAAGGAAAAUUUGCUUUUACAGAAGUGAUGGAUGAAUUUUACAGCAAGGUGAAUGAUCCAAGUUUAAAUGGUGCAAUAUUCAUGGCCGUUUGUCGAGGUAAAGUGAGUGAAGGACUUGACUUUGCAGACCAUAAUGGCCGAGCUGUUAUGAUCACUGGACUGCCUUUCCCUCCCAUGUUUGAUCCAAGAGUGAAACUCAAAAUGGAGUUCUUGAGAGACAAUGCAAGCAAGUUCAAUGGAUUAAGCGGUCAGCUGUGGUACCGCCAGCAAGCCACACGAGCAGUCAAUCAAGCCAUUGGUCGUGUCAUACGUCAUAAUAAAGAUUAUGGAGCCAUCAUACUUUGUGACAAGAGAUUUUCAAGUUUAGAGAAUAGAAAUGCCUUACCUCUCUGGGUUCGCCAUCAAGCCCAAAUUUACAACACCUUUGGUCCAGCUUUGAGGGACAUCAUCAAGUUCUUUAAAGAAGCUGAAGCUAAAUUCCCAGCUCCUAGUAAGCCUGUGAAGUCUAACAAAAGUGCAGACUCUGGAAUCAUCAGUGGAGCUUUUUUUGAACCCAGUACCAGCUCGAAACGUCCAGCUCGAAUAGCAAUUCAGUAUGAGAAGGCCUGUGAUGUACCUUGUCAUGUUCCUAGUUUAAAAAGUUCAGAAGAAGAGGCAUCUAUUUAUGAACAGUAUUCUGCACAGAAAUCAAAGACAGCCAAAAAAAGAACAUUACUAGAAGCACUAGAGACUUCUGAGGACCAAAACCAUGGCUCAAAGUUUCAGACGGUUGUGACUAGUGGUGCAUCAUCUUUGCCAUCGUUGUCACAGCAACCAGUUGCCAAGCUUCCAGGGAAUCAAAAAAAAAUUAAGAUCAAAAAAACAGAACUUGUUUAUGCUGAGACUGAGGAAGAAACAGUGAAGAAAGUGGAGCUGGUAAGAAGCAAGAUGUCACUGGAAUCAUGCAAGGAGUAUGUCAAUGAGGUGAAAUCUGUUUUGAAUAAGGAAACCUACAGACGUUUUUCUGAAGCUUUGGUGCAAUACAAAAAAGAAAAUGACAUCCAUAACAUGAUUCCAGUUUUAGCAGAAGUGUUUACAACUUGUCCUGAACAUCAUCAUUUGAUGCAAAAGUUUCACAGGUAUGUGCGGCCAAAAGAUAAAGACUAUUUUGCCAGAACAUGUUUUGAGUUGACUGGCAUAAAGAUUGAAAGUAACACCAACAGAUAUGUUGCCAGUUGCUCAACUAAAACAGAUGCUAACAGAUCAACGUCUGCAUUCUCUGAACCUGCCUCAUUAGUUGGAUCAGUGCCUGCAGCUUGUAAUCCCAGCACAUCAUCAACCACACAACCAGGAUCCAAUGAUGUCAGUAAAAGUAAAAAAGCAUAUCGAGGCUACAUCCCUCAUUACAAAAACUACAUCAUUAUGAGUUCUGUCAAUUUACACUCUGAUGGAAAUAUUCGUAUAAAAAAGAACAUCUGCCAUGCAAAUCCCAUCUAUGGUGACUUUUGUGGGCAGCAUUCAGAUAUGAAAAAGAAGGUUUCUUUCCAGUAUGAUGACAGAGCCACAUACCAGGAACUUGUUGACUGUGGCAUCAUCAACCCCAAUGAUGGAAUUUACACACCAGAUAUGUUUGUUUACCCAAGGACUUGGGAGAACUCAGGAAGGAUUUUUACCAGCUUUCCUGAAGGGGAGACUAUUCUAUCUACAUGCAUUAUCUGUAAAGGAGCACCAGUCAAUGGCCUAAGACAUGAGUGUGGAGCAGUUUGUUGUUUUAUGUGUUGGAAAAGCAAAAUUUUUGAGGGCCCUCCAGAAAGGAAAUGUCCCUAUCCACAUUGUGGCGCUAGAGUGAAACGAAAACAUUUACAGCAAGUUGUGUCUGCUGAUGGUGGUAGUGGUGCCAGAUGAUGUUGGUGGUGAUGUUUGCUUUAAGUUUGUCAAUGAUUUUAUGUCUUUUUAUGAUCAGAAUAUCUGAAUAAAUUCUAUUUAUUGUA